CGACAAAAUACUGUUACAGUUUUAUAUGGAAGUUAAGUAUGAACAUUUUACAGAAUUAAUUUAAUGCAUAAUCCCCGUAAGCCGUAAGUAAAUGUGUUAAUGCAAACGCGUUUUUGCAGUGCAACUGCCCGUUUGUGUGUAGACUAAUUAUCAACGUAAAGCGAGUUAUCAAUACGGUUACCAGUUCUCAUUAGUUGCAGUUGCAUAGAAGAGUUACUAGGCUGACUCCAAAAGUACGGCAUAGUUUAUAACUAACUUGUGGAAUGGCAUCCAGUACUGAUCUCAAGAAGGUGCCUUCGACUAGUCCUUCGGCCAAUUUAAAGAAAGUGCCAUCGGCCAACGUUGACCUCAAGAAAGUUCCUUCGGCGGCGCCCUCGGCAAAAUCCGCGAAAUCCGUUAAAUCUGCCAAAUCUGCCGCGUCCAAUGUGUCUGGUGUUUCGCCCUCACCGUCCAAGACUGUCCUUCCGGUCCCCUCGGGAACUCCGGUGGCCGCCGUGUCAUCGGGAACCGUAGCUGUCAAAAUGCCGGCCGCUCCUGUUCCAUCGAAUCCCGGGCUAAUUACCGACGAAAGCGUUAAGAAAAAAGCUCUCACGCUGGACGCCAUCUCGAAACUGUCGGCGACACUGCCGGCGGAUAAACGAACACAUUUAGCCGCCACCGGCAAGCAGCUCCUCAAUGCCUGGAGGAACAACAAAUUCUGCGAUGUGGUGAUUAAAGCCGAGCACAGUCUGUUUUAUGCUCAUCUGGAAGUGUUUGUUGCAUUCACGGAUUAUUUUGAGGAUGUCCCCGCCCAGAGGAAGGUGCAGCAGAUCAACCUGGGCCUGGAUGUGAAACCGGACGACUGCGCAGCAGUCCUGAAGUACCUGUAUUUUGGGGAACUCCAGGCUAGUGCGGAGAACGUGUACGGAAUUUGGACAAUUUCCAAAGCGCUCCAUAUUCAUGAUAUCGAUGUGGCAUGCGCUACGUUCAUCGAACGUCUGCUGACGCCACCGAAUUUAGUCUACGUUUUGGAAUACUGCGAGCAGAAGAAAGUGCAAGAUCUGCAUGCCGCAGCGUAUGAUCGAUUUAUGGUGACCUUUUAUGAACAGACCGAGAACAGCCUUUUCUUGGAGUGGGAUGUUGAUAAGGUCAUCAGAUUACUUGGCUGUGACGACUUGAAAGUGAAGACGGAGCUGGAUGUGUAUGUCGCCAUGAAACGUUGGAUAGACCACAAACGUCCAGAGCGUAUUGCAUAUUUGGAAGUUCUUAUUGAACUGGUGCGCUUUGCGCAUAUGACACGGGAUGAACUCGUGCAGUGCACGCUGUUGGACCCAAGCUAUCUGGAAGUGCUAAAGGUUAAAGAACUUUUGGCCACAGCAAAUUGGUACAUAACUAUGCAGCAAAGUGGUCGACACUGGUCAGAAUUUCAAUUACCCAAACCGAGACAUCCUCCUAGAAAGGAUUGAAUAGUUCCUAGUGCUUUAAUAUAUGAGUGUUAUGAUUAUCCGUAGAAAUAUUCUCUUUAAUUUAUGUUCUAACGGAUGGAAAUCUGCCCUAGUGUGACGAUUGUUUGAAACAUGUGAUUUUCGUUUUAUGUGGUUACCGGUAUAUAGUGGUGCGUUUUGGUUUUUCUGCCGGAUACUGAUCCUUUCUAGAACUGUUUGCAAGUUUUAUUUGUAUGAUCAAUAGUGAAAU
This is a messenger RNA of Paramacrobiotus metropolitanus, 1674 nucleotides long. RefSeq names its product kelch-like protein 12. Bases 264 to 1445 code for a protein of 393 amino acids. The record is from RefSeq and is a predicted model, not a curated record. Gene Ontology annotation, molecular function: protein binding. Lineage: Eukaryota; Metazoa; Tardigrada; Eutardigrada; Parachela; Macrobiotidae. The transcript is spliced from 4 exons.